Molecule: messenger RNA, 1407 nt
Organism: Canariomyces notabilis
Lineage: Eukaryota; Fungi; Ascomycota; Sordariomycetes; Sordariales; Chaetomiaceae
Exons: 2
Coding region: 30-1148 (372 amino acids)
Biological process (GO): chromatin remodeling
Cellular component (GO): Swr1 complex
Molecular function (GO): nucleosome binding
Source: RefSeq, a predicted model, not a curated record
CCACCCAACUGAAUCUACUUAACAACACCAUGAACAACUUUGGUGUCAUCGAGAUCGCCAGCACUACAACGAAGAGCACGCCGGGAUGGGCCUAUGUGCCGGACACAGGGCCAACGUUGCCCGCCGCGCUGCAGCCCACAAACCGGAAGCGGGCCGCACGAAAUCAGCCCGCCCUCAGUCUGUCUGAUCUCUCAGCGCGCGAGGAGACGAGAAUUCGAAAAGAGCUCGAAGCCCUUGAUCGCGAUAAUCCCAGGGAUUUAAGCAUCCCGAUUCCUCCGAAGCCAGGGGGCAGCGGCAGAGCCCAGAACAAGCACACGUCAAACGUGCGCAAGAUCCUGCAGUCGCAAAAGACAUUCGCCAACCACCUCGAUGACUAUCAGGCCAUGCUCGCGCUGGCCGAGACUAACCCCGCCGCAGCAGCCGCCAUGAACGCUGCGCUGGCGAAGCCAUCCACCCCCACAACGGCUACCGCGAAGAGCGCCUCUCCCGCACCGACCCAGUCCCCCUCGGCAGCCGGCGGGAGCAAGCGCUCAGCAGCAGCCGCGAAAAGGGCAGCGGCAAAGGAGAAGCAGGAGCAGGAGAAGGAGCGGAAGCGGCCAGCGAAGCAGCAGCCUCCCAAACCUGACCCUUCCCCAAGCACACAGGACUCACCGGCCCCGCCUGCACAGCCGCCCGUACAGAACGAUGGAGCCACCGCCGCCGACGUAGAAAUGCCCGACGCACCCCCGGCCACCGGCACCAAUACCUCGACGACAACAACAACAACAACACCCCCAGCGACAGCCCCGCAACCGCAACCGCAACCGCAAACCUACCCGCGCGAAUCCCUCAUCCUUCCGCCGUACCAGAAACCCCCGCCGCGCCCGCACACGGGCGACAACGACCCGCUGCUCGUGUCGUACGUGCCGCCGUUCCCAACCGACGACGAGCUGCGGGCGCUCAUGACGGCGCCGCCGCUGAGCUACCUCGAGGCGCGCGCCAAAUGGGGAGACGGCGGCGGCGAGGAGGCCCGGUACCCGCCCAGAACGUUCUGCGCCGUGUGCGGCUACUGGGGCAGGGUCAAGUGCAUGCGCUGCGGCACGCGCUGUUGUGCGUUGGACUGCCUUACGCUGCAUGGUGAGGAGUGUGUGGGGAGAUUUGGUGGGUGAGCGGUUGGUUUAGGGGGUGUAUUUAUGGAUGUGGAUUGCGGAAAUGGGUUGGGACGAGGGAAGUGUGGGAUAUACAAGGGACGCUUGUUGUUGGGGGAACAUCAGGUUGAUACCCUUUUCUUUUGGCGAGAAGUAUGCUGUUUCCAUGGGAUACGUGUUCCCGUUGCCAUGCAGGCAAUCUUUCUAACGGCGCUACCUUUGUCCUGUCGUUGUAUCUAACAUCUAGGUUAGACUUUCCCGAGUCCCGCUGACCUGGCGC